AUGAAUGGGAAUCACAUAAAACAGUUAAAGAAGUUAUAUCGUCAUAUAUUGAAUGAAGCUUCUAAAUUUGAAAAUAUAAAUUACAAUGUUUACUUCACAAAUAAGGCUAAAGAAAAGUUCAGGGAAUUUUAUAGCGAUAACAAUUUUGACUCAGACAAAUUGAAAACAUUUCAAAAUGAAUGUACUGACUAUCUUAAUAUGCUUAAGAGACAAACCAUAAUUCAUAAUUUAUAUCAUGUAGAUAAACCUUUAGUUAAUAAAUAA
This is a messenger RNA of Plasmodium adleri (nom. inval.), 264 nucleotides long. RefSeq names its product protein ISD11,putative. Lineage: Eukaryota; Apicomplexa; Aconoidasida; Haemosporida; Plasmodiidae. Gene Ontology annotation, cellular component: L-cysteine desulfurase complex; mitochondrion. The transcript is spliced from 2 exons. Bases 1 to 264 code for a protein of 87 amino acids. Gene Ontology annotation, biological process: iron-sulfur cluster assembly. The record is from RefSeq and is a predicted model, not a curated record.